Camelus dromedarius (Arabian camel) is the source of this 4073-nucleotide messenger RNA. It is a transcript of the gene CNNM4, whose product is annotated as cyclin and CBS domain divalent metal cation transport mediator 4. Lineage: Eukaryota; Metazoa; Chordata; Mammalia; Artiodactyla; Camelidae. Gene Ontology annotation, biological process: magnesium ion transport; magnesium ion homeostasis; intracellular manganese ion homeostasis. The transcript has 8 exons. Bases 364 to 2751 code for a protein of 795 amino acids. The record is from RefSeq and is a predicted model, not a curated record. Gene Ontology annotation, cellular component: cytoplasm; plasma membrane. Gene Ontology annotation, molecular function: magnesium ion transmembrane transporter activity; sodium ion transmembrane transporter activity.
AGGAACUGCGCACCCGGGAGACUGGGUCCGGGCAAAGGACAGCGGGAGCCGCACGGACGCGCCGACCACCGACAGGCGAGCGAGCAAGAGAACGGGACGCGCGCUCGCCCGCGGCUCCCGCGCCGCUCCACCUUAAAUUCCGGACUUCCUUAAGGGCGGGCACUGAAGCCGAGCUCCGGGGGCGGGGCCUCGCAUGCAAAUGAGGUGCGUGUGCCGGCGGGGCGGAGCAGGCGGGGCGAUGACCUGACGUCAGGCCGCCGGCCCCGGGCAGUUGGCUCGGCGGCGGCGGAGCGGCAGGAUCGGCGGUGCGAGAGGGGCUGCGCGGCGUGGCGCGGGGAGCGGCGGCGGCCCAGCCGGAGCAACAUGGCGCCGGUGGGCGAGGGCGGGCGCUCGGGCGCCGGGCCGGCCCGAGGGCGCCUCCUCCUGGCGGCGCUGGUGCUGCUGGUGCCGCUGUGGGCGCUGGGGGCCCGCGGCCAGGGCGACCCCCAGCGGGGCGCGGUCCUGGGCAUGAGGCUGGCGAGCUGCAACAAAUCGUGUGGGACAAAGCCGGAUGGCAGCAUCUUCGUGUCCGAGGGCAGUAUGGUGAACCUGAGGCUGUACGGACAGAGGCUGGGCUCCAUCUCCAGCAACCUGAUCUCCUUCACCGAGGUAGAUAACGCCGAGACCAUCCACAACUCCACCAACUGCCCUGAGCUCACCAAGGACCUGGUCGUCCAGCAGCUGGUCAAUGUGAGCCGCGGGGACACGUCCGGGAUACUGGUGGUGCUCACUAAGUUUCUCCGGAGGAGCGAGAACAAGAAGCUAUAUGCACUGUGCACCCGGGCCGGGGUGGACGGGCCCUGGCAGAGGUGGGCGGAGAAGGACUCGCUUCUCUUCAUGGUGGAGGAUAAGAAGUUUCUGCCCCUCUGGCUGCAUAUCGUCCUCGUUAUGGUGCUGCUAGUGCUGUCAGGCAUAUUUUCUGGCCUCAACCUGGGGCUCAUGGCCCUGGACCCCGUGGAACUGCGCAUCGUGCAGAACUGUGGCACUCAGAAAGAGAGGCGCUACGCCCGCAAGAUCGAGCCCAUCCGACGCAAGGGCAACUACUUGCUCUGCUCCCUGCUCCUGGGAAACGUGCUGGUCAACACCUCCCUCACCAUCCUUCUAGACAACCUUAUCGGGUCUGGAAUCAUGGCCGUGGCCUCCUCCACCAUUAACAUUGUCAUCUUUGGGGAGAUCGUGCCUCAGGCCCUGUGCUCCCGACAUGGGCUGGCUGUGGGUGCCAACACCAUCAUUCUCACCAAAUUAUUUAUGCUGCUCACCUUCCCCCUCAGUUUUCCCAUCAGCAAGCUCCUGGACUUUUUCCUGGGCCAGGAGAUUCGCACCGUUUACAAUCGGGAGAAGCUGAUGGAGAUGUUGAAGGUGACGGAGCCCUAUAAUGACCUCGUGAAAGAGGAGCUGAACAUGAUCCAGGGUGCCCUGGAACUCCGGACCAAAACCGUGGAGGAUAUCAUGACCCAGCUGCAGGACUGCUUCAUGAUCCGCAGCGAUGCCAUCCUGGAUUUCAACACCAUGUCGGAGAUUAUGGAGAGCGGCUAUACCCGCAUCCCCGUGUAUGAGGACGAGCAGUCCAAUAUUGUAGAUAUUCUGUACGUCAAAGACUUGGCCUUCGUGGACCCGGAUGACUGCACCCCCCUCAAGACCAUCACCCGCUUCUACAACCACCCAGUGCACUUCGUCUUCCAUGACACCAAGCUGGAUGCCAUGCUGGAGGAGUUCAAGAAGGGGAAGUCCCACCUGGCCAUCGUGCAGAAGGUGAACAACGAGGGUGAAGGUGACCCCUUCUAUGAGGUGCUGGGCCUGGUCACCCUGGAGGACGUCAUCGAGGAGAUCAUCAAGUCCGAGAUCCUGGACGAGUCUGACAUGUACACUGACAACCGAAGUCGGAAACGGGUAUCUGAGAAAAACAAACGUGACUUCUCAGCCUUCAAGGAUGCUGACAAUGAACUCAAGGUGAAAAUUUCACCUCAGCUACUUCUGGCUGCUCAUCGCUUCCUGGCCACAGAAGUCCCCCAGUUUAGCCCCUCUCUGAUAUCAGAGAAGAUCCUGCUGCGGCUACUCAAGUACCCAGACGUCAUUCAGGAGCUCAAGUUUGAUGAGCACAACAAGUACUACGUGCGCCACUACCUGUACACCAGGAACAAGCCAGCCGACUACUUCAUCCUCAUCCUGCAGGGGAAGGUGGAGGUGGAGGCCGGGAAGGAGAACAUGAAGUUUGAGACGGGCGCCUUCUCCUACUACGGGACCAUGGCCCUGUCCGCGUCCCCCUCUGUGCCUUCAACCCAGGUCGGGUGUCCGCCUGGCAAGCGGAACUCCCUGCUCUCCUGGCUCUCAGACCGCUCCCCGUCCCACCCGACGACCCUCAGCCGCUCGGCCUCCCUCAGCUACCCGGACCGCUCGGACUCGGCCAGCACAGCCCCCCUGGCGGGCAGCAGCAACCAGUUCGGCAGCUCCAUCCUGGGCCAGUACAUCUCCGACUUCAGCGUCCGGGCGCUCAUGGACCUCCAGUACAUUAAAAUCACCCGGCAACAGUACCAGAACGGGCUGCUGGCCUCCCGCAUGGAGAACUGCCCUCAGUUCCCCCCAGAUGGGUGCACCAUCUGCACCGAGAACUUGACUGACAAGUCUGAGCUGCCCGUGGUGGAUGAGACCACGACGCUCCUGAAUGAGCGCAACUCCUUGCUGCACAGAGCUUCGCACGAGAGCGCCAUCUGACAGGAGGGCCUGGGGUCCCCCGCCAGCCCCGCGGGGGCCUCCCCGGUGGGCCCACACGAAGACAAGGAGCCUGUUAGGCUGGAAGGGGUACAGAUAGCCUGUCUGACUGAGCAGCCAGAUGGCCCCCAGCCCGAGGGGCAUCUGGACUGCGACAGGCACCUCUGAACAGCUCCGGGGCAGCGGCCGCCCAGCCCUGGACAAGUGGGACAGUGGGCUGGUGACCAGGAACUCCUCUUUUUAAAUAUACGGGGAAGGGAAGACAGGGUUAAGGAACUUUAUUUAAAAACAAUGUUUUUUCCCAGAAAAACUUUAAAAGGGGUAGGAUUUCUCACCCCGGGAAGCGAUAGCCAUAAUCUGCUCCCAGCCGUGACCUUCUGGCUAUGUCCCUGACUCAGGGAGCCUACUCUUUCUCCGCCUCCCCCGGAGAUGGAGUCCCAGAGGCCUGCGGGAGAAAGGUUUUCUCUUGGGAGGGAAGACAGUUCUUCCCAGGAAGCAAAGAACCAAAUAGUGCGGAGAACAGUUGCCCAGACACGUGCACUGAGGCUCGUCUGUCGUUGCUGAGGCCAAGGGAUCCUGGGGAGCUGUGAGCAGGGAUGUGAUACGCCCAACUGUGGAGAGGAGCACCCUCCUCCAGUCGAUCGCUGGACCCAGGAAUUUCCUAGAACUCUGCGGAUGGGCUCUCCUGGUGAGUUGGGCUGGGAUGAGGACUCUCACACUGUCCCGUUGGUUUGCCUCAUAUUCGCCCCUUUGGACUCUCCCCUUGUAACAGGGCUGACUCCAAGUGUUAGGCAGGGCCUUGCACCUUUAAGACUGCUAACCCCUGCUCCCCAGGCCCUGCCCUCACCUUCACCAAAGGUUUUCCCCAGGUGGGGAGGGCAUCUGCGUUAGAGGGCACUUGUCUGGGGUACUCUUCCGGGGGAACGUGGUCCUGGGCACUGACGCUGUUAGCAGUUAGUACUAGUCCCCCUUCUCACCCAACAAUGAAAGUCAAGUCUCAGUCACUGACCCAGGAAGCUCUUCCUUCCAGAUGCUCUGCUUCUAAUCCCAAAACCCCAAUGCCUCUUGGGGAUGGAGGGCCAGGGGACAUAUAGGAAGCCAACCUAAGCAGGUUCUUCAUGCCCUUUCCUCUGUGGCUGAGGCUUACCUGGCCUUGUUCACACACUUACAGAACCCAGGAAAGGAGUUUCCCGUCUGAAAGGCACACAGCUGGCAGCCCUGUCUCCCCCACGUGUGUAAUCCUAGUGUGAGGUGUCAUCUUGGCCUUGGCUGAAGCUCGUGGUACUGGACCCUGAGAGCCCCACCCCACAAGCAGUCGCACCCUA